CUCGCAAUCAACGACGCGUCCCCUGGGCCCUGGGAAAGUGUAGAGCUGUCCGCUGGCCAGCUGCCUCCAGCACAUACCAUUUCAUUGUCGCAACCCAUCUCUGUUCGUCAACCCACGCCAAAUCGUCAUGGAUCCCCCACCGCAAGGCUCUUUGAGCUGGCGACUAAGUUCGCAUCCCAUCACUCUGCUCUGCUUUCUCGGCUUCCGCAUUGCAAGUCUCCUGGUCUACCUCUUCGGCCUCCUCUUCAUCAAAAACUACGUCCUCGUCUUCAUCGUCACCAUCGUCUUGCUCGCCAUGGAUUUCUACUAUCUCAAGAACAUUGCCGGUAGAAGAUUGGUCGGUCUCCGCUGGUGGAAUGAAGUCAACGCGCAAUCAGGAGAUGGGAACUGGGUCUUUGAGUCUGCGGAUCCAGAGUCUCGCCAGAUCAACGCUACCGACAAGAGGUUCUUUUGGCUGGCGUUGUACUCGCAACCCGUUAGUUGGGUGGCUUUGGGCUUUGUUGCCAUUUUCAAGUUUGAGUUUAUUUGGCUCAGUCUGGUUGUCAUUGCCAUCGUCCUCGCCGUCACGAAUACCCUCGCCUUUUCUCGCUGCGACAAGUUCAGCCAGGCUACCAACAUCGCAACCGGUGCCUUUUCUGCCAGCGGUAUGGCGAGCAAUCUCGGCGGUGCCGUGCUCGGUCGCUUCUUCAGAUGAGCUGGGUCCAUAUAUUCUUCUUCGUCUCUUGUUUGGUUGCUGCGCUCUUUCUUUGGAUGACUAUUCAUCAUCCGCAUAUCCCCCCCCCCC
Messenger RNA from Aureobasidium subglaciale EXF-2481, 784 nucleotides. RefSeq lists its product as uncharacterized. Gene Ontology annotation, cellular component: Golgi membrane. The record is from RefSeq and is a predicted model, not a curated record. Gene Ontology annotation, biological process: protein secretion; vesicle-mediated transport. The transcript is spliced from 3 exons. Bases 128 to 694 code for a protein of 188 amino acids. Lineage: Eukaryota; Fungi; Ascomycota; Dothideomycetes; Dothideales; Saccotheciaceae.